UAUUGCCAUGGCUCUGUUCCAUGGGAAGUUCAUAGACACGGGGUUUUCUUUGCCAUUCUAUAAGCAUAUCUUGAACAAACCAGUUGGGCUCAAGGAUUUAGAAUCUAUUGAUCCAGAAUUUUAUAAUUCUCUCAUCUGGGUGAAAGAAAAUAAUAUUGAGGAAUGUGGUUUGGAAAUGUACUUCUCUGUCGACAAAGAAAUAUUAGGUGAAAUCAAGAGCCAUGCUUUGAAACCCAAUGGCAGCAAUAUUCUUGUAACAGAAGAAAAUAAAGAGGAAUAUAUCAGAAUGGUAGCUGAAUGGAGGUUGUCUCGAGAUGUUGAAGAACAGACACAAGCUUUCUUUGAGGGUUUUAAUGAAAUUCUUCCCCAGCAGUAUUUGCAGUACUUUGAUGCAAAGGAACUAGAGGUCCUUUCAUGUGGAAUGCAAGAGAUUGAUUUGAAUGACUGGCAAAGACAUGCUAUCUACCGUCAUUACGCUAGGACAAGCAAACAAAUAAUGUGAUUUUGGCAGUUCGUUAAAGAAAUUGAUAAUGAGAAGAGAAUGAGACUUCUGCAAUUUGUUACUGGAACUUGCCGAUUGCCAGUUGGAGGAUUUGCUGACCUCAUGGGGAGUAAUGGACCACAGAAAUUCUGCAUUGAAAAAGUUGGGAAAGAAAAUUGGUUACCCCGAAGUCAUACUUCUG
Suncus etruscus (white-toothed pygmy shrew) is the source of this 683-nucleotide messenger RNA. RefSeq names its product E3 ubiquitin-protein ligase Itchy-like. Gene Ontology annotation, molecular function: ubiquitin-protein transferase activity. Gene Ontology annotation, biological process: protein K48-linked ubiquitination; protein K29-linked ubiquitination; protein K63-linked ubiquitination. Lineage: Eukaryota; Metazoa; Chordata; Mammalia; Eulipotyphla; Soricidae. The record is from RefSeq and is a predicted model, not a curated record. The transcript has a single exon. The coding region runs from base 8 to 502 and encodes 164 amino acids.